AUGCACUACCCAACCCCCGACGUCAUCGCCUCCUGGCCUCCCCCCAACUAUACGAACCCACAGCGUCGCGGACCGGCCUUGCUGGCGAUAGAGCUGACGAUCCUCCCCAUCGCGCUCGUAACCCUCCUCCUGCGUCUUUAUGUCCGUAUUCGCAUCGUCAAAAGCUACGGCUGGGACGACUGGCUCAUGGUUGCCGCAGCCGCCUGCGGCCUCGGAGUGACGCUGUGCACCAUCAUCGCGACUCAAGUAUUCAACUGGAACGCACACAUCUGGGACCUGACGUCGGAUCAGAUGGUCCAAGGUCGCAAGGUCUCGCUGGCCAGCCAGACGCUCUUUGCCGCAGCGACGUCCCUGGCCAAGGCGUCCAUCCUACUUUCGUACUUGCGCAUCGCGCCGCAAAAGUCCUGGUUCAGACGCCUGACGUUUUCUGCCCUGGCCCUCGUAUCGACCAUCGGGUUCGCCGCCAUCUCCCUGUUCUGGACCCAGUGCACGCCAAUCUCGAGCUACUGGUUCCUCCAGGACCCGUCCCAGGCCGUCAACUGCGAGGUCGACGAAGGGUUGCUCGACUUUGCUCAGGCGCUGUGCAACGUAUGCACCGACCUGAUCGUCUACGUGCUGCCCAUACCGACGCUCGCAGCCCUGUCCCUCCCCUUGGGCCAGCGCAUCGCCACCAUCGCGCUCUUCAGCCUGGGCCUGAUCGUCGUGGUCGCCGGGUGCAUGCGCGCUUACUGGAUCUCGUACGUGGUCGUCGCCGACUUGCCCGACUUCACAUGGGAAGGCUACCACCUGUGGAUCUGGACCGCCGUCGAAUGCCAGCUCAGCGUCAUCUGCGGCUGCGUCCCCGUGCUCAAGCCCCUGUUUCUCAUGAUGCUCGGCCGCGAGGCUGGCUUUGAGCUGCGACGUGAAGACAUAGAUGACGACGUCGCAGACUUUGACUUUUGCGACAUUGCAACCACGAGGGACUCAAAGGCCUAUACAAUGUACGCGCGGAGCGUACACUCGAGUCACACAAAUGCGAGCGCCAUCGAGGCACCGCCGGCUGCCAGGAACACGAAUCGAUUCAGCUUUGUCUGGGCAAGCUCGGAUGGCCUCGCACGCACCAACGUCGUCGUCGAGACUGUCGAUGUUGCUGCUGCCACCGCGGCUGCUAGCGACCCCUGGUAUCCUGGAACGCGACCAGCUUUCAUUCCGGGAAUGCCUCCACCACCGCGACCCCCACGGUCUCCGUUACCCCCCGAGAUGGAAAACGGCAUGUAUCUGGCAGAGAUUUGCAAGCGCCAUACGAUGCCGAACCUGCGAGAUGACGAUGCGGAUGUUUGGGUUUCGGCGACCGGCGGCGUGAGGACCGUCAUCACAGCCGGCGUCCCCAUAAAGCCAAAGGCAAAGUCCUUGCGAUGGGUUUGA
This is a messenger RNA of Pyricularia oryzae 70-15, 1404 nucleotides long. RefSeq lists its product as uncharacterized. The coding region runs from base 1 to 1404 and encodes 467 amino acids. Lineage: Eukaryota; Fungi; Ascomycota; Sordariomycetes; Magnaporthales; Pyriculariaceae. The record is from RefSeq and is a predicted model, not a curated record. The transcript has a single exon.